This is a messenger RNA of Patiria miniata (bat star), 3778 nucleotides long. RefSeq lists its product as uncharacterized. Bases 308 to 3778 code for a protein of 1156 amino acids. The transcript has 14 exons. The record is from RefSeq and is a predicted model, not a curated record. Gene Ontology annotation, molecular function: protein binding. Gene Ontology annotation, biological process: signal transduction. NCBI's taxonomy places the organism in Eukaryota, Metazoa, Echinodermata, Asteroidea, Valvatida, Asterinidae.
GCCUGCCAAACUCAGGCCAGUGUUGCAUAUUGAUUUAUACUGGCUAUAACAACGGAACGGAAUAAUCGGCGUAGGAACCCGGUACAGUACUCACAAACAAUCUACAAGCCGGACCAUGUCACAGAUCUUCUCUAUUUGUAUCUACACUGAUCCCGAUUCAAGAUCUAACACAUCACUUCUUGGCACGUAUACUGCAAUCUGAGGAGAAAGUUCCUGAAAUCCGCCAGGUACAUGUCCGGAGAUCAGCCAAAGCAAAGACAAGGCCAGAGUCAAACAGUGAGAGUACUUCUUCCUAAUUACUACCAAGAUGCCGCAAAAGACAGUUCAGCAUUUGGAUGCAUACAUUAAGGCAACAGCCGUCGUGUACAAUCACUCCAACACCAAACUCAUCAGCAGGAAGACUAAAGUCAAACCAAGGAGGAAACAAGCUUUCCUGUCUGGACUGCAUUUCAGAAAAACGUCUUCUGAUGAUUACUAUGCAAAGAGGAGACCAUUGAAACGAUGGAUUCGACGAGAAUCGAGAGGCACUCACCAAAGUCAGAGUAAUACCGAAGACGUAAAACAGAAACUGCAUCUCUUUGUCCGGACUUCCCUUUCAAAAAAACCCAAGACACUUUACUUUGAACUCCAUCCCGAGACAUUGGCCUCAUCUCUUAAGGAAACAAUCCAGAAGAGAAUCGGUGUUGAGGCACGAUAUCAGCGUCUGUACAUCAGGAGAAACUUCCAGCUGUGUGACCUACUCACACUUGAGGAAAAUGGUGUCGGCAAGGAUGAAAUCAUCUCUCUCCAUCUUUCAGUAGAUGGCCCAAAUGAUGACAGUGUAGCAAAAGACAAAGCCAACAUUGAAGAUGAGUACCUCAAGGACUUGUCGUCGAAAAGUGAAUUAUCAUGGAAGGAACUAGCUGAACAUCUAGGAUAUGCAGAAGCGGAAAUUGCAGACAUCCAAUCCAGCAACGAAGGCAGCAAUGAAGCUGGCCGUCACAUGCUACUCACUUGGUGGGAAAAGACGGCAGAUCGCGACGAAGCAGCUCAGAAGCUGAGACGAGCAUUGGAGGCCAUUGGGUUGACUGAUUUGGCCCAAAAUGUACCAGUAACGAAUGAAUCAAGAGACGAAGCAGCUAGACCCGUGCCAGACAGGCGUCAUGAUUCAGGAGUUGACGAGGAGAACAAAGAAAGCAAGGUGACAUCAACCAAGGAAAAGACACAGAAAAGUUUCAGUUAUGUGCAAGUCUUCAUCCGGUGUAACCUGACACAAAAGCCCAGAACGCUUUGUUUCCAAUUGGAUCCAGAGACAUCUGUCUGGUGCUUAAAACAGAUAUUAAACGAGAUCAUCAGUGUCCAUCCUCAACAACAACGAUUGUUCAUCCGAAGAAACUCUCGCAACUUUGAGCUUUGUAACUUGCUGACACUUUAUGACUAUGGAAUACAACAUGACGAGAAUAUCUCACUCCGCCUGUGUACUGAUGGCCUACUGGGCGGUGGACCAAAAGCGGAAAUAUCAGAGCUGACUCUCUCCGAUGUUGUUCGGAGGCUUGGUCACGAUUGGAAGGAACUUGCAACACAUCUUGGCUUCACAUCCGCAGACAUCUCAACCUUCGAGGCUGACAACCCAGGCAAAGUCUACUAUCAGAAAUUCCAGAUGCUCGUAGCAUGGCGACAAAGGCAGCCCACCAUUGGAGGUCAGAUGGACGUGUUGUGUGCAGCAUUGACCAGGAUCGACAGAACUGACAUCGUCACGUUCCUUCAAGGACGUCAUAAGAAAUCAAGGCAGCCCGUUGGCACUCAGCCUGCUGAUGAUGCUGGUACUUCCACCAGGCCGUCUACUAGCCAUGGCGUUGGCGUAUCAGACGACACCUCAAGUUCGGAAAUAUCAGAACCGACUCUCUCCGAUGUCGCUCGGAGGCUUGGUCACGAUUGGAAGCGACUUGCAACACAUCUUGGCUUGACAUACACAGACAUAUUGACCUUCGUGGCCGACAACCCAGGCAAUGUCUACGAUCAGAAAUUCCAGAUGCUCGUAGCAUGGCGACGACGGCAACCCACCAUUGGAGGUCAGAUGGACAUGUUGUGUGCAGCAUUGACCAAGAUCGACAGAAAUGACAUCGUCAUGUCCCUUCAAGGUCCUACUGGUGGAUUUGCACCCCGUACUGAUCAGACAAAUAUCCAGCAGCUUGUUAUGGAGUACAACAAGGAUACAACAAGCACCAUCCCUGCACAUCCCUUGGAUCCUUCCAGGACUUUGGAUAUUGACCAGUUUUCUGAACUAGAGCUCACUCAGAAAGUAGAAGUUUGGGAUAACCUGUCAAAAUUGCCUGAUCAAUUAACGGCACUUUACACACAGUUUGCUGAUGUUCUGGUCAGUCGCCGUUGCAAUGAAGGCGAGGAUCAGGUGGCACUGAUGAAAUCAAUCGUGCGUGGACUGGGACCAGUCGCUCUUACUGGCUUGCUAGACCCCAAGGGGGAAAGGCUGGUGUUCUCCUCAGAGGAAUUUGAAGAGAAGGCCCUGGAGGAUGGGUGUCGAUUUGGUUUCCUUCAACAAGAAAGUUUCACGAGUGGCUUGAAGAAGAUGAAGGUAGUAUCUUUCGUACACAAGUCUAUGCAAGAAUACUUCGCAGCAUACUACUUUGCCAAUUUGCAUCACGCAAACGAAGAUGAGUUUCAUGAGAAGUUGCAGCAGAUCAAUCCAGGCAAUGUCCAUGCAAUGGAAUAUCUGCUUCGGUUUGCAUGCGGUAUAUCAUCAGGGUCUCUGGCUACUGCGCUCAUCCUCGAGCACGUACAAAAACAACGUAGCAAGGCAGAAUUCUUUCCCGAGAUUAAACUGCAGCAACUGACGCACCUGUGUUUAUUGGAGUCUGGUUGUGGCAAACUGGCUGAUAAGCUAGACCGACCAACUAAAGCGAAAUGUGAUAGUCAGGAGGAUCUGUUAGCAAUGCGCUAUUACUUGCAGUGUCUCCGUCAGCCACUAGUAGAACUUAAAGACUUAACUGUCCGCUGCAUAUCGCAUGAAGAAUUGGCGCCGUUGAGGGGAAUUGAUAGCCUACUGCAUGAUGACACAAAGGUACGCAUUGAUUUAUGGAUCAUCGGUAGAUUGUAUGAAUGCCUGAAGCUGCUGGGUGAGAUACUACCGAUUGAUAACAUCAGGUCAAUCAGGAGAUUUCGGGUGUAUGUCGAGUACACCGUGGGGGACAAACCAGACGAGGAGAUGCAGACAGCCGUAGUGGUGGACGAGAGGCUUCGUGAUCAAAUAGAGCUGACACUGGACAUUGGUGAGAAAUUUCACGUUGAUGAACGUGUGUUAGGAUCCCUGUCUCGUGUAUGCAAGCAGAUCAUUAAGGAAGUCAGGCUGCGGCGGAGAACGUAUGAUGACGUCAUUAGACUAGCGAAUGCACUGGCUGGUUGUGAUAGGUUGAAUCGCGUAGAUGUGUCCCAUACCAACCUUCACGGCCAUCUGGCUGGUCUAGCCCCUCUUGUUCCUCCAUCCCUGGUGUCAUUGACAUUACGCUCAUGUGGACUGAAUGAUGAUGACGUCCCUGACCUGAUCAGCAUCCUCCCUGCCGGGCAUGGUUUGAGGUGGCUUGAUGUUGGUGACAAUGCAUUCAGUGUGGUUGGAGUGCAGACUCUUACUGCUCAUCUCAGGAAUAUGCCUAAACUAGGACUUCGUGAAUUCACGCCCCUUGCCUUCCACCUCAGCAUGUCUACGAACGUAGCUUGGCAUUACAGUGCUUGCUUGCCUCUACACAAUCGGUACCCGGUUCACAUCUUUGCAAAUGUGGAAUGA